GUCUUUGGCAACUCCUCAAUUAAUUGAAUCUCUUGACAAUGUUUCUUACAUUUUCUAGGAGCAAAAGUUCAGACCUAAAUAAAAAUAUUUUUAAGUUCUAAUUAUAAAAUAAAACUUUAAAAUAUCCUACUGAAAAUAAUAAAUUUUAUACAUAAAAAAAAUCUUUUGCUACUGCUGCUAUCUCCGCAAUUUGUAACGAACCUUCAAGAACUGAUUUGAUCAGAGGCUCGCGCUUCCAGUUACCUUGCGCGUCCCUAUAAAAACCCCAAUUUGCCAAAUAUUUGAGUUCAAAUCAAAUUUCGAACACAUUUCUCCAAAGAGGUUAUCUUCUACAAUGUUCAACAACCAUAGUAUCUCGAUCUCCGUUUCGGACGAUGAGUCGGACGAGCUCGUUAAGAUGAUAGUUCGAGUCCCUAGAAAGCGCAAGAAACCAGGUUACCGAGACAAUAACGAGUUAACUCGCCGAGUUUUUAGGCUUCUUGUGAAGUACUGGAUGGUUCUGAUCUUCCUUCCCGCAGCUGGAUUGCUCGUAUUCGAGGCCUGGAGGAUUGGUAGGAGGCCGAGUUUGGUGGUGAGCUCGGAACACGGCAUGAUAAAGGAAUCGGAGAUAAAAUCUCAGGAGAAUUUGAAUCGCCUCGAUCCAACGACUCGGGUUGUCGGCGGCGUUAGAGAACGUUGCUUGAAGCUCCUACCUCCAGACGAACUUGAGCAUCUGGAUCUAUCCAUGCAUGAAGAUACCAGUGGUCCUGUUAAAAGUGUUCUAUACAUGUCAGAGAAAAAAACAACAUUUCUAGACAGGAAUGCAACUCUUCCUCAGCAGAGCUCGGAAAUCAAAAGAUUUAAUUUAUUUCCCGGAAACCAAACUCUUGAUCAGAGAGACAAAAGUUUUAAGUGCUUACAGGUGAAAGAAACUGCUGCAAUACAUUGCGGAUUUUAUAGUGAAAAUGGAGGGUUUAGAAUUUCGGACGAGGACAGAGGUUACAUGGAAACUUGCAAGGCUGUCGUGUCUACUUGUGCAUUUGGUGGUGGAGAUGACCUUUAUCAACCUAUAGGAAUGUCGGAGGCAUCAGUCCAAAAGGUAUGCUUUGCUGCAUUCUGGGAUUAUGUUACUGUGGAAACACAAGAAUCUGUGGGACAUAGAAUUGGUGAGGACCAUUUUAUAGGGAAAUGGCGAAUUGUGGUUGUAAAAGAUCUUCCCUUCUCAGACCAAAGGUUGCAUGGUAAAAUCCCAAAGAUGUUGACCCAUCUCCUCUUUCCUCAAGCAAAGUACUCUAUUUGGGUGGACUCGAAGUCCCAAUUUAGAAGGGACCCUUUAGGUGUCCUGGAAGCUCUGCUUUGGCGGUCAAAAUCUGUACUUGCGAUUUCAGAACAUGGAGCUCAUAGCAGUGUGUAUGAUGAGGCUAAGGCUGUUGUCAAGAAAAACAAAGCUACGCCAGAAGAAGUUGAGGUUCAGUUGAGUCAAUAUCGACAUGAUGGGUUGCCUGAUGACAAGAGAUUUAAUGGGAAGAAAGCCUUAGCUGAAGUGUCAGUCAUUGUGAGGGAGCAUACACAUUUGACUAAUCAGUUUAUGUGCCUCUAGUUUAAUGAGGUUGUUCGAUUUACUUCUCGGGAUCAACUCAGCUUCCCGUACUUUUUAUGGCAAUUCAAAGUGCUCAAGAAUAUCAAUAUGUUCCCUGUCUGCACCCGCGAAGAUCUUGUUAACAGCAUGGGCCAUAUACGCAAAGCUAAGCCUUUAAAAACUUGACUCUUGGUACUUUGACCACUUCCACUUGUUCAUUCAUUCUUAAAUCUUAAUUCAAUUUGUAGUUAAAUUAUUUUUUGA
This is a messenger RNA of Tripterygium wilfordii, 1822 nucleotides long. RefSeq lists its product as uncharacterized. The transcript is spliced from 6 exons. Lineage: Eukaryota; Viridiplantae; Streptophyta; Magnoliopsida; Celastrales; Celastraceae. The record is from RefSeq and is a predicted model, not a curated record. Bases 335 to 1579 code for a protein of 414 amino acids.